AUGAGGUCCUUCAAACUCACCACCAUGGUCACCUUUGCCGAGACGACAGUAGUCCGCCCCAUGGAGCUGCGUGAGCCGCCCUGCCUUACCGCCACCCUGUCCCCUGGGCUGCGGAGGAAAACGAAGCUGUGGCAGAAUGCUGUGAAACACAUCAUUACCCAGCAGGAGCUCAGCGCCCAGGUGGGUUUGGAGCCAGCAAGUAAAAUCUCUGUGACGGAUACCUACAUGAAUGAGAUCAACAGACAAAUCCGCAACAAGGCCUCACGAGGGGUCACCAAACGUCGGGCCUCCUCGAUCAGAGUGCACCCUUUGCAAUCCCGCGGCUCAACCUGCUCCUACAACGGUGCCAGGAGUACAUGUAACGAAUACGCCAGCGAUGCCGAUUUCUUUAAAAACUGGGGCCACUCAAUUCGUGGAGUCUACAUUCCCAGCCUGAGGCACACAUUUAGGUCUCGGGAUCUGGAGAAACUCUACCAGCAACACUACUCCCACCAAAGACGCAACUCUCUGGCCAUCACCAAUGUAAUUGAUGCAAUGGCCAAGCUACACAUAUUGCUUCUGUACUUGGCCCUGGCCCCUGAUGGGGUCCCAGACACUCUGCGUGGCGUCCUCACAGGCGUUUUCAUGUUGUUAGCUAUAGCGCUGUGCGUCGUUGUGUUAACCUGCAAAGACUACAUGACCCCUGGGUGGCUUAACUACGCAGGCCUGGCUAGCUGGAUGUCUCAGACCACACAGGUGCUGGGAGGACUGGUGUAUGGACUGGAGAGAGACCCUUCGUGGUAUGUUUUGUUCACUUUGUUCGCCACCUACACGCUGCUGCCCUUACCUCUGCUGUGGGCCAUGUGCGCCGGCUCCCUCACCUCAGUACUUCACCUUCUGGUGGAGAUUGUGCGCCACUACAAUGAUGCCGAGCUCUUGAGAAAGGUGUUUGCCAAAGGCCUGCUGUACCUAGGUAUGAACACAGCCGGCUUGUUCAUCCACUACCUGACAGACCAUGCCCAGAGACAGGUGUUCCUGGAGACGCGGCGCUGCAUUGAGGGUCGCCUCAAACUAGAGCAGGAGAACCAGAGACAGGAGCGUCUGGUGCUGUCGAUCCUGCCUCGCUUUGUUGCCUUGGAGAUGAUCGCUGACAUAAGCUCUAUGGUAGACGAGCUUAAUCCUCAUGAGUUUCACAAGAUUUACAUCCACCAGUACAAGGACGUCAGCAUCCUUUUUGCAGACAUAAAGGGCUUCACUCUAAUGUCCAUGAAACUAUCAGCCCAGGAUCUGGUCCGAACCCUCAACGAGCUCUUCGGGCGCUUUGACCGACUGGCAGAUGAGCACCACUGCUUGCGGAUAAAGCUCCUGGGAGACUGUUACUACUGUGUGUCAGGUGUCCCUGAGCCGCAGCGUGCCCAUGCCCGCCACUGUGUUGAGCUGGGCCUGGACAUGAUCAACGCUAUAGGGUACGUGCGGAAUCAUCUGAAGUUUGACAUGGACAUGAGGAUUGGGAUCCACUCGGGCUCUGUGCUGUGUGGGGUGCUAGGCCUGCAGAAAUGGCAGUUUGACGUCUGGUCCUGGGACGUGGGCAUUGCCAACAUGCUGGAGGCCGGGGGCAUACCUGGACGCAUCCACAUCUCAAGGGCGACUCUGGACUGUCUGGGAGGCCUCUACAAGACCGAAGCUGGCCACGGCCGCGACAGGAACGAGUUUCUGCUCAAACACAACAUCGAAACUUUCUUCAUCUGUCCUCAGAAAAAGAGCAAAGUUGACUACACUGAGCCCCCCAAAAUCCUGAAGACUAAUCGAACCUGGACCCCAGAGUUUGCAUUUGGGAAUGCCAUUGACAUGAACGGUAUCCUCGCCGCCUUCACCAACGGAUCACUGCCCAACAUAUGGCUGUCCACCUCCAAAGAGAUCAACAAACGCAUCCAACACGCUAUUGAGGUUCGAAGCAGUGAUCGAAUGCACAGGGAGCACAUCACCCCCCUGACCCUGGUGUUCAAAGACACUCACAUUGAGGAAAAGUUCUGCCAGAUGAGAGAUGAAAUGUUCAACUCCAACCUGGUGUGCUCCUUCAUCAUGUUCCUCUUUCUCAUGGUUGUUCAGACCCUCAUUUCUGCACCCAGUCUGUUCCCAGUCAUCAUCCUGUUUUCGGUCUUCCUGCUCCUCUACAUGCUGCUGCUGAUGUUGGCCCUGGCUGAAGAGUUCAUGUGUACGCCUGCAACUCUACUGCAAAUCUGCGGCUGGAUCCAUGAAAACAACAGCGCCCGCAACCUCCUCACCCUCACCGCCAUACUCCUCAACUUUGGCUUGGUGUCUACUAACAUGGUAUGGUGCAUUCUCACAGACACAGAGGAGGCUGAUGUUAUGGACAAAACAAGCUCAGCUUCACACCCGCUCACUGUCUGCACUUGCCCUGAGGUCUUUGUAUUGAGUGGUGUAAUCGCCAUGGUGACCUGUGCUGUGUUCCUGCGUUUGAACUCUCUGCUGAAGCUGGCUGUGUUGCUGCUGGCCGUGGCCGUCUACUCCUACCUCAUCCACCUGGCCUUCCUCACACUCACACGCCAUGAUAUGACUCAACGGUCUCACUUCGUCAGGAGAAAGGGAAUUUCGAUCUCCCUCAUGGUCAUGUUUAUUAUUGCUGUCUUCUACAAUGGACGGCAGUGGGAGGCCACUGCCAGACUGGACUUCCUGUGGCGUCUGCAGGCCCAAAAGGAAGUGGAGGACAUGAGGGAACUUCGGGAACACAACGAGUGUCUAUUACACAACAUCCUGCCUGUCCAUGUGGCCCGACACUUUCUGGACCGAAGCAAGAAUGAUGAGGAGCUUUACUCUCAAUCCUACGAUGAAGUGGGUGUCAUGUUUGCCUCCAUCGCUGGGUUCAAUGAGUACUUUGAGCAGAAGGAGAUCAAGCAUGAGGGAGUGGACUGCCUCCGACUCCUGAAUGAGAUCAUUGCUAGCUUUGAUGAGCUGUUGGAGGAUUCCUACUUCCACUAUGUGGAGAAGAUUAAGACGAUUGGGAGUUGCUACAUGGCGGCCUCAGGCUUGGCUCCAGACAGAGAGGAAUCUAUGGAUGAAUGGAAUCACCUGAGUGAGCUGGUUUUGUUUGCGUUGGCAAUGCAAGAGACCUUGAUGGACAUUAACAAGCAAACUUUCAAAAACUUUAAGCUGCGUGUGGGCAUUGCCCACGGGCCGGUGGUGGCAGGAGUGAUCGGUGCCACUAAGCCACAGUAUGACAUCUGGGGGUCCACAGUGAACCUGGCCAGCCGCAUGGACAGCACGGGGGUGAGCGGGCGCAUCCAGGUUCCUGAGGCCACGUGCAGGAUCCUGGCAGAAUGGGGUUUCAUCUUGGAGCUACGUGGAGAAAUCUUCAUCAAGGGGGUGAGCGAGCGUCAGGGGAAAGUCCGCACCUACUUCAUCAGCACUUCGCGCAGCAAGAGGGCCUAUAUGGGCACAGAUCGCCAGGGGGCGCGGACAGGGGGCCGCAUGACGCUGGCAGCAGUGGUGUUUAGUCUUGUCCAGGCCAGACACAAGGAGAAGAUAAGAGAGACCAAUGGGGGGUUCAGUCGCUCUGGCUGCUGAAUUAAACAAUGAAAGGACUUAUAGAUUCACAUGACUGAAUGUGGGGAAGGACACGGCCUGGCCAUAUUGUUUCUUUAAUGGUUUACAGCUUUGUUGUGUGUGUCUCAUACUUUGCCAUAACAAAAUUAGCUGCACAAACAGGAUCUGAAUCCUACCAGAGCCUUUCUUCCUGCAGACUGUGUCCUCCUCUGCAAUAUUUUGGGCUCUAUUGUUCAUACAUGGGCAGAUUUCAGUUCAGAAGUCCAGCUUCAAUCUUUAACUGAAGAAUAGAUCCAUGUGUCCAUGAACUUUGCUUAGAGAGGACCUAACGUCAUACUGGGUUCUUUUACAGUCUUAAUGAGCAUCUUGAGGGUUCUGCUUUCUCUUUUGCAAUGCCAUAUCUAAGCUUUACAAGGAGUAUUAAGCAUAUCACUUUCAUUUUGUGCAAAACUAACAAAGACCAACAUG
Trematomus bernacchii (emerald rockcod) is the source of this 4011-nucleotide messenger RNA. RefSeq names its product adenylate cyclase type 8. NCBI's taxonomy places the organism in Eukaryota, Metazoa, Chordata, Actinopteri, Perciformes, Nototheniidae. The transcript is spliced from 20 exons. Bases 1 to 3564 code for a protein of 1187 amino acids. Gene Ontology annotation, biological process: intracellular signal transduction; cAMP biosynthetic process; adenylate cyclase-activating G protein-coupled receptor signaling pathway. Gene Ontology annotation, cellular component: plasma membrane. Gene Ontology annotation, molecular function: adenylate cyclase activity. The record is from RefSeq and is a predicted model, not a curated record.